AUGGGAAUCCGAUGGAUCGUGAACGCCGUCCUCCUCGGCAUCCCGGUCGGAGUCACCACCGGCGUCCUCAUCGGCGUCGACUCCAUCAAACGCUCGCAGGGCCAGGCGACGCUCUUCGAAGGGAAUAUCGAGGACCCCAUCGCCGGCGCCGGCGGAGGAGGAGGGGGAGGAGAGACGGUGUAUCCCGACAACGACAAGGUGACCAACGAGCGGCACUGCGAGCAGUACGCCACCGUCAUCCCGCCGUCGAAGGGGACGCAGUAUAUGUUGAGUACGAACGCGUGGGGAUGGACCGAAGGCACGCCGGGUGGGUUGUGUUUGAAUGUCAACGCCAACAACAACGGCUCCUACGCCACCGACACCACCGCGCCCCCCUUCUUCAUCACCUGGCAAUACCCCCCCGGACCCGCGACGCAGCCUGUUCACGCCUUCCCCAACGCCCAGAUCUACAAGAAAGGGCUCCCCCUCCCCAUCAACCGCAUCACCUCCCUCGCCCUCGACGUGGCCUGGACCUACAGCGUCGGCGACGCCCCCGCGGCCACGACCGACGUCGCGGCCCUGACGGCGGCCCUGGCCAACACCAACGUCGCCUUUGACAUGUUCCUCGACGCCGACCGCGCCGGCUCCGAGGACAGCACCUCGGCCCAGUACGAGGUCAUGGUGUGGCUGGCGCGCUUCGGGGCGGGGUCGGAGCCCAUCGGGCUGGCGGCCGGCGUGGUCGACACGCAGGUUGUGAAUGGGACCGAGUUCUCCCUCUACACCGGCUCCAACUCCCAAAACCAAACCGUCCUCACCUGGGCCGUGACGGACAACAUCCCCACCUUCACCGGGGACAUCCUCCCGCUGCUCGCGCGCCUCUCCUCCCUCCCCCUCCCGGGCGGCAUCACCUUCUCCCCGUCGCUGUACAUGGGCCACAUCGCGCUCGGCACCGAGGCUUUCUCGAGUAGUGCGAACGUGACGUUCGGGGUGGAGAAGUUGUCCAUCGGGCUGGUGACUGCGUGA
Drepanopeziza brunnea f. sp. 'multigermtubi' MB_m1 is the source of this 1002-nucleotide messenger RNA. RefSeq lists its product as uncharacterized. The record is from RefSeq and is a predicted model, not a curated record. Gene Ontology annotation, molecular function: cellulase activity. Gene Ontology annotation, biological process: polysaccharide catabolic process. Lineage: Eukaryota; Fungi; Ascomycota; Leotiomycetes; Helotiales; Drepanopezizaceae.